Osmerus eperlanus (European smelt) is the source of this 3361-nucleotide messenger RNA. Its product is annotated as trichohyalin. Bases 1 to 2985 code for a protein of 994 amino acids. NCBI's taxonomy places the organism in Eukaryota, Metazoa, Chordata, Actinopteri, Osmeriformes, Osmeridae. The transcript is spliced from 26 exons. The record is from RefSeq and is a predicted model, not a curated record.
AUGGAGGAUGGGAAAGGUGACAGAGGAGAGAGAGAGUCCGAAGACACAGACGAGCUUCUCUUUACCGAUUUGGAGGACGAGAGCGGUGUGUUUGGACAGUCCUCCUCCCCUCUGAAACUGGACCACUGCGACCUUCUCCUGGACGCUAUAGACGCGCAGCUGAGCCGACUGCAGGUACAGAACCACAAACAUGACAUCAGAAGUGCUGAGCUGAGCAGGAGCCAAUCAGAGAGCAGGGAUACGGGACUGGGAAGUACCAUAACAACUAACAACACCCCCGUCUCCUGUGUCGACCUGGUACCUUCCUGUAUCAAGGAUCAAUCCAUAGGUCUGGUCCCUCGAGUGCCCAGCUGCAGUAGUGGAACAGGGGCUGUGAGCGACGGACCGUCCAGUGUGGAACCUGAUGGAACCGGGGAGAGCAAGUACCAGGCUCCGAGAACCAGACUUCUAGCAGGAGUUCCUGUGUUGAGUUUCGACACCGUGACCAUCGACAGCGACCUCGACUCUGUACGCACAGAGAACAUACGACAACACAUCAGACCAAGAUGCAGGUCAGUCAUUCAGUCGAUGAGGAGUAUGGACGGGCUGUACUCUGAUAAAAGUGACAUUGACACGUCUCCUAACACACCAGGUCAUGCAGUGCUGACAGUCAGCCAUGGAAGGGAGGCCAGGAGGAGUCUGCUUUCCCGCAAACAUCAUCCCAGCAGGAGAAACACUCCCAGAAACACUCCCAGGUACGUGGGUGAUGAGGAUGAUGACGAGGAGGAAGACACGGAUGCCGGUGUUCGCUGGCGGAGGAGGAGACGAAGGGAUGACAAGUCGGACGAGCUAGCCAAGCUCCGACAGGACUGUGACGAGGAGGAGGAGAGACUGAGGUUGAAGAGAGCUCAGCUGUGUGCGAUGGAACAUUCCCUCUCUGACCUUCUACACAAACGGGAGCAUGCCUUGCAGGAGCUGGAGCAGCUGCGAUUGGAGGACAGCUUGGGGCGUUCAGGAGUGAGCGUGUCUCUGCUGGAGAGAGAGGAGAUGGAGAGGCAGCUGGACGGCGCCAAGACUGAGCUCUUUACAGAGCAGCGGAGGUCAAGGAUCAGACUGGACUCUUUACAAGAGCAGCUGGAGGAGGCUCGUGAGGAGCUCCAGCGUGUGACAGACGAAGAGAGACUUCUGAGGAGCCGCUGUGUCAGGCUGGAGGAGGAGAGACACAGUCUGGAGGCUGUGGAGCUGCAGGUCAGCGGGCUGAGGAGGGAGCUGGGGGAGAGGGAGUCCAGGGUGGGGGCUCUGGAGAAGAUCCUAGCCCAGAAGGAGCUGCGGCUGCUGGGUCUCCAGGAGGAGAGGAGCGCCCUGGAGGAGGAGAGGGAGGGCCUGCGCGGGGAGAUCCAGAGCCGGGAGGACCAGCACCUCGCCGCCCUGAGAGAGGCCCAGGAGCAGGCACUCCUCCAGGGGCGGCGAGAACUGCAGCAGCAGAAAGAAGAGCUGGCUGUCGUCCACAAGGAGGAAGUUCAGCAGGUUCAGAGGCAGGCCGAGGCAGAGACAGCUGCAGCUCUGCUGGAACAGGCUCGGUCUCACACACAGCACCUUGAGGCCGUGCAGACACGCAUCCAGCACAAGGAGGAGGAGGGGAGAGAGCUGAGGAAGGCUCUGGAGGAGCAGAAGGAGGUGGUGAAGAGGCGCGAGGAGGAGCUCCAGGCUACAGUCCAAAAGACGGUGGAGGACGCCGUGGAGCAGCAGAGGAGGAGGGGGGAGGAGGAGAAGGAGCAGGCGGUGAAGGUGCAUGCUGGGAUGCUGGAGGACCAGCACAGGGAGGCUCUGGAGAGAGCCGGGGCAGAGACGGAGAGGGAGAGGAGACACGCUCUGGGUCUGCAGAACACGGUGCUGGAGCUGCAGCAGAGGCUGCAGGAGCUGGAGCGUGAGGCAUGUGGCCACCAGGGGGCGCUGGUGUCCGUGCAGGCCGCGCUGCACCGCACCCUGGGAGACGAGCACCAGGCUGAGCUGCAGAGACUGUGCACACGCAUGGAACAGGAGAGACGGGAGGAGGAGUCACGGCUGGAGCAGAGGGCCUGGAGGGCGGAGGAGGAGGCGGGCAGGCUGAGGAGCCAGCUGGCUGGCAGGGAGGCGGGGGCAGAGGAGAGGACAGCCAGGCUGGAGCAGCAGGCCAGGCGCUGGGGCCAGGAGCUGGGGGCCGAGUGUGGACACCUGCAGCUGCUGCUGGAGGACAGCGGGGCCCCUGGGAGCCCCGGCGAGCCCCCUCACUGUCCUACGGUGGCUCAGGCCGUCCAGACCUUGCGGGCGCUCAGGGUUCAGCUGCAGCAGGAGAUGUCCUUCCAGCGACGCAGUGCCCAGCACCUCAGCAGAGACAAGGAGCGAGAGUUGCGUUUGCAGAGAGAACAGCUGGAGAUGGAGAGAGAACAGGCGCUGGACUCGCUGAAGGAGAGACUCAUCCAGGAGCACAUCGAGGAGCUGAGCAGAGCGACCCGGGCCCAGCAGGGGGGGGGCGUGGCGUGGUCCCUGCACAAGCAGCUGCAGGAUAAAGACCAGGAGCUCAGGCAGGUCCAGAGGAACAUGGGUCAGUGGAAGGAGCAGACCAGCGCUCGUCUGGCCUGCAAGUUUGAGCAGGAGCUCACCUCCGAACUGGAGAGGUGCAAGGCACGGUUGUUGAAGGGGAGGAAGGCCCCCAAGGCCCGAGAGGAGAAACAGAGGACUCUGGACCAGCUGGGGCCCAGGUUCCCCCCCUCCUCUCCCCCCCUCCCCCCUGGGGCCUCCCCCCCAGACCUGGCCUCUCUCAAGCUUCUGCGGCACCUCCAGGGCCGGGUCCAGCAGCUCCGGGCUGAGAACCAGGCCCAGGCCUGCAGCCCCUCGCCCCCCAGCAGGGGCCCCCCCACCAGGGGCCCCCGGGACCUGGCAGGGUCCUACCUGGAGACGAUCGCGCCAUCGCAGCACGGCGUUGGGUUCUGGAGCCCCUCGUCGUCCACAGCGACCCAGAGCUGACUCCUCGACCAGGCACCACGUACGCAUGACAAGAAGUCAUUAAAGGACUUUCAAAGUGUCACUCGAUCGCUCUCCCGUAGCCUGAGCAGAUUUCGUAACUGCUUAACGACUGGCAGGUCACAGUGACACCGUGACAGUACCGCUCGUCAAGUCGUCCCUUUUCUCAGCCAAGCAGUUUGGUUUUACUGCAGGGCUCAAGGUUGGGGACAGGGCGUGGGUGAAUGAGUGAUCUGGUUGCUGCAUACCACAGAGAUGACACACAGUGGUCAGGAGGUUAGUGGCAGGGAGGGAAGCCCUCUGAACAGGCACGUUGUCUUUUGUAAGAUUCACUUCCAGAGUUUCUACAGUUCUGUUAUAAAUCCUAACUUCAUAUUGU